Periconia digitata is the source of this 642-nucleotide messenger RNA. The record is from the annotation of a GenBank genome assembly. NCBI's taxonomy places the organism in Eukaryota, Fungi, Ascomycota, Dothideomycetes, Pleosporales, Periconiaceae.
AUGCAUGCAUCGUAUCGUGCUCAUCCAUCUCUAUCGAGCCCGGCAGGGACAACCACUGCACACAGGCUAGCACGUACUUUUUCUUGUUUGCUUGUUUGUUUCAAUCGAGUAUUGUCGGUCGAGUCCUCCGGUCCCGCCAUGGCCGACUACCGCACCGUCCUAUCCAACAUCGUAUACGUCCUCUGGUGGCCCACCGAUAGGAUCAUUCGCGCCAUCAAAUACACCCUUUCACCGUUCUGGACUCUCAUCACAUUCGUCUUCCUCCCUGUCACCUAUCUCGUGCAGACCGUCCUCAGCAUAGUCUUGUUUCCUUUCCGGGUAGAUGUGUUGGAGCGCGUCGAGACAAUCUACAUCUGGCUGGGCGUGGCCGCUCUUGUGGGUUGCAUCACGGGGGGAGUACUUUAUUUGAUCUACCGCGGCCUCACAUCUGCGCUCAAUAUUGAUGCCUCUGCUGCAGCGGAACCAAAGAAGGCAGCACCCAGGGGGAAGACGAUAGAACAGUUUCGGGCAGCCAGGCGCGAGAAGCGUGGAGCGGAGUUUGAUGGAUCUUCCAGCUCGACAACCUUGAGAUCCAAGCCAGCGCGCCGGCGAGGUAUAUCGUCAUCGUCGUAUGCCAUCAUGGAAGAAGAGUCUGAAUUUUGA